AAAAAGAGAGAAAACAACCGAUUUACCAACACAGCCGCGCCCGGAUCACAGCCUGCAGCACCGCGCGCUCCCCGCCUUCCUGCUCUUAGCAUGGCCAGUUCGAGUAAAGCGACUUUAAUCUUGCUCAUCUACGGGAUCUUAAUGCACUACAGCGUCUUCUGCACACCUAUCGGACUAAGUUACCCUAAGAUUAGACUUGAAAACGAUGCCUUCGAUGAGGAUGGGAACUCUCUGUCCGACAUGGGCUUUGAUGGCGACCAGAUUGCUAUACGAAGCCCCCCAUCCUUAAACAACGACGCAUACACUCUGUACUACCCACCGGAUAAAAG
This is a messenger RNA of Austrofundulus limnaeus, 329 nucleotides long. RefSeq names its product adenylate cyclase activating polypeptide 1b (gene adcyap1b). Gene Ontology annotation, biological process: regulation of protein localization; adenylate cyclase-activating G protein-coupled receptor signaling pathway; neuron projection development. The record is from RefSeq and is a predicted model, not a curated record. Gene Ontology annotation, cellular component: neuron projection; perikaryon; extracellular region. Gene Ontology annotation, molecular function: peptide hormone receptor binding; pituitary adenylate cyclase activating polypeptide activity; neuropeptide hormone activity. Lineage: Eukaryota; Metazoa; Chordata; Actinopteri; Cyprinodontiformes; Rivulidae.